Messenger RNA from Paramormyrops kingsleyae, 3052 nucleotides. RefSeq lists its product as uncharacterized. Lineage: Eukaryota; Metazoa; Chordata; Actinopteri; Osteoglossiformes; Mormyridae. The record is from RefSeq and is a predicted model, not a curated record.
GGGGUUGGUUCUGCGCGCAGGGACUGGAGGAGGAAGUGACUCGUGUGCAAGCAGACACGCGUACAACAGACGGCAAGAAGCGACGGCACACCCCGCUGACGCAGACUCUCGCCAAACCUCCCCCCCCCCCCCCCGCUCCCUGGGGAGCAGGAACGGACCGGUGGACGGGAGCUGAGGCGUCCCGAUGGCAUCUAGCCACACCGUCAUGCACCUGCAGAGGAAGCUGAAGAACCUGCAGCAGCAACGUGGCAAGAAAGCAGGGGGCAGUGUGGAGUCCAGGACCCUGGGGACUGUGGUACCUACUAUGAGGAGCACGAUGAGUGGGUCCUCCCUCAUCCCCCCCAGAGAUGCCCAUUACUCCCACAGGGGUGUGCCACUGCUCCAACCUAUGCCUGGUGUGCUGGCCCAGAGCCUGGAUGGGUUUGUGACAGAUAUGAGGACCCUGACCAAACCAGAAAACGGCCCCAAAGAUUCAACAUAUGGUAGAGGGGAGGUCCAGUCCACGGCCAGAGAAUCCAUAUUACCUGGAAAGGGCUCCAGCAAGCCCUUCACAGAGCUCCUGCCGCUGGGAAGGAGUGUACCCAUGGUGACCGUGCCGCCGUCGACUCUCGCCCCUGAUCCAUGGGGGUCAGAAAGCACACAGACUUUCUCAAUACGCCCCUCGUUUGGCUUUGUCCCUCCCUCUGCCGUCGCCCCUCCCAUGGGAGGCUACUAUUUCCAGAGGGACCCAGUGGCCAACAUAGAACUGUCUCCACAAAGGCUAGCCAACAACAGUCAUCAAACAGACUCUGGUCCCAGCACCUGCAGAGAUGUCCUCUGUCCAAUGCCUGGGUACCUUGGUGCAUUUACCGACUCAGCCACGAUGUCGCCUUCUCAUCAAUACCCUGCUUACCUUCCUAUCCAGCCAUUGUUUUACAGAUUUGACACAUACAAGAAGGUGCCUCUUCAGACUUCGGAGCUGAGUGCAUUCUCUCCUCUGCACUCGUUCCACCCCCUGCCUGCGGACCCCAUCGCUGCCAGGCCGCCGACCCGCAGGGCUGGGCACCGAGACAGCGAUGCUGGCAGAAGGAGGAUUAAGGAGACGAUUGCAAGCCAAAAGGGUGUGGAGAGCAGGUUUGUUGCUGAUAUAGAGCUGAGGUUUCCCCAGAAGAAAGAGAGGAGGAGACAGAGGGUCGCCUUGGGCAAAGCCCCCAGCCUAGAGGAGGGCAAGCAGCACAAAGACAUGAUGGACUUGAGCUCAAGGUCAAGGAUAUCUCCACAAGAGACACAAAAGGGGAGAAGACUCCGUGGGACCAUCACAACUGAACGAAAGGGCCUGUUCAUUCCAGAAAAAUCUCAUCUCAUUAAGGAACAUAUGCAUUCCCAAAAUCCACAACGAGUAGAAGCAAAACUCUGGAAUGGUUUCAGCAGAAAAGACAGUGAAACAUGCUCAGCCCAAGUGGAUUCUGGGAGCUGCCAGAGAAGCUCAAAGCCACAGAAUUCAUUAAAGGCAUUAGACCUCAGUCCGACGUACCAGCAGAAUAAGUAUAGGGAUGAACAUAAGCACAUGAGAAGCUGUACCAGUCGAUGCCAGGACCCUCCCUUCCACCAGGAGGCGCCCAUUCCCCAACAUGGACAGGUGGAGGAAAGGGUACCUAUGCCACCCAGAGAUGGGCCCAGCCCCGGACAGGGUCAUAGGGUGAUACGGUCCAUUUCCAUGCCCAACCUGCUUUUAAUGCAGGUUCCUCUAGCCAAAUACGAAGCAUUAAAGGCUAUGUGUGAGGCAGGUGUUGGUGUGAAGGAGGGACUGCAAAAGGAAGACCUUAAUUCAAACAGAGAGCCAUCUCAGGGUGGAGCACAACACAACGUCAGAGCGCCAGGGAGUCUAGAACCAGCGUUUGACACGAAGACUUUGAUCUGGUGCAUUGCUGACACCAAGCGGGCAGAAGGGAUGCUUCAGCUGUCCAUGGAAAGAAGUGAAAAUUCAGCUCAAGAAAAACCCAAAACAACGAUGGACAGAGAAGGAUCCUCUGUGUCCCCAGCAUAUAUUUCUGUACAUGACAAUAAAGAAUUCUUCAGCGCAGCUCAACAUGAGUCACCAGGGGUGGUGACGAUUAAGCCUCCACAAAACACGAAGAGACAACUGUCUGAAGAAGCAGAUGACUCUCUUCAAUCCGUCACCCAGAAGAGGAGAUCAACUGCACCCUCUCCAGCUCCACCCCAAAACAGCAUCCUGGAUGGACCCCCCCUGGGUGGGAGUGAGCCAGAGAACCUUUAUUCCACUCUGCCCGACCUGAAGCCUCAGCUCUAUCCUGAGUAUAGAGAGGAUCACACGGACCUUGUGUGCGAUUUGCCCGAGUUUGAAGGUCAAAAUCAAGGUGAGGUUCAGAAUCUGGGUUCCACCGGCUUCUCAGGUGAAGAGUCUAUGGAGAUGUCCCCAGACCAUGAGAAAAGGUGGAAACCUCAAUGGCAGGGCAUUGAGGAGAUCCUGGAGACCUACAGAGGCUACGCUGAAGAGAGAACAUUUGAAGAAAAGAUACUUCAAGAACAACUCAGGACGUUGAAGGAGAAAAACAAUGAAUUGAGUUUAAUUGCAAAAAAAUUGAACACUCGAAUGCAGAGUCUACAGGCCACCAAAGACAGGUUGGAGAAAGAGCAGAAGGAGCAUGAGGCAGCCCUGACCUACCUAAGGAACUGUCUUGGCCUCAUCUAGCUAUGGGGACCUCACCCCUAACAAACACAGCACUCCUCAGCCAAAACCUUCAGUCCGACUGUCUUCAGUUCACUUCCUUUUAUUCUUCUGCUCAUGAUUUACAGGAAUGCAAUUUUAUUCAUAUAUUAGUUAUUUCGGUGUUAUUCCAUAUUAUAGAUAUGAUGUAAUUGUCAGACUAACAUAGCAACCACAGAACUAGUCCCUUUAUGAGCUAAAUAUAUACUCUCGCUGUACAAGACCCAUUAAGUAGAACUUAGAAGAUGAAACGCAUUUCCAUAAUGUCUACUGAAAUGAAUAUGUACCUGCAUAUUUAAAGAUUUUGUAUGAUUUUUACACUAUAAAAUGCAUGAGUUCUCUGUA